Diaporthe citri is the source of this 1674-nucleotide messenger RNA. RefSeq lists its product as uncharacterized. Gene Ontology annotation, cellular component: nucleus. NCBI's taxonomy places the organism in Eukaryota, Fungi, Ascomycota, Sordariomycetes, Diaporthales, Diaporthaceae. Bases 1 to 1674 code for a protein of 557 amino acids. Gene Ontology annotation, molecular function: ubiquitin-protein transferase activity; metal ion binding; protein binding. Gene Ontology annotation, biological process: protein ubiquitination; ubiquitin-dependent protein catabolic process; mitotic cell cycle checkpoint signaling. The transcript is spliced from 6 exons. The record is from RefSeq and is a predicted model, not a curated record.
AUGGACUCGUCCAAGCCAGGACUGGAUCUGGAGAAAGAGUUGACGUGCUCGAUCUGCACCGAGCUACUUUACCACCCUCUUACGCUCCUGGACUGUCUACAUACCUUCUGUGGCGCCUGCUUGAGGGACUGGUUCACCUGGCAAGCCCACGCAGCCGAGAAUGGCCCCGACCCGCCAGCGCCUGGGACUUCGGUCUUCACCUGCCCGUCAUGCCGGGCUCCUGUGCGAGACACGAGACACAAUGCCACUGUUGCCUCGCUCUUGGACAUGGUGCUUGCCGCACACCCAGAGAAGGCAAAACCAGACUCCGAAAAGGAAGAGAUGGAUGCCAAGUACAGGCCAGGAGACAGCGUGCUCCCGAAGCUGAACAUUCCGGAACGAACCGCCGAACAGUUACGCCUGGAGGAGCGGGAGAGGAAUUUGAUCGAAUCGGUGCGGGAGAUGAGCCUCCUCGAGGCUGUGAACGGCGAGGUGUCCGCUUCGAGGUCACGCCAGCAUCGAUCCUCGAAGAGGGACCCUACCCUCAGAGCAGAGCGGAAUGCGAGGUUGUCGCCCGACAACGUAGGGUCGAGGUCUGAACACAGCCGCAACAGCAGCAACGAGUCCAGGCGAAGGACCGAGGACUUGAGGGAAAGGCAGAGGCGUCACAUAGAGCAUCAGUCGUCCCUUAGAUCCCUGAUCAGCUCUUCAGACGCAGCCGACAUUGAUAUGGAGCGGGAGGUGGAGGAAUUUGCUCGGCAAAUCCAGGAAGAAGGCCUACUGGACGGACUGGACCUGGAGAAUAUCGACCUGAUCAACAACGACGAGCUGAGCCGAGUCAAGGAGGCGUCGGCGGGCCGCCAGCGGAAGCAGGGACCGGAGCUCGACCUUACCAGUCGGGCCUACGCAGCCAGAGAGCCACACAAGCUCAUGGCCAGCCGCUUCCUCCAACCGACAGCCAUGGUGGCAUCCGCGGCCGAAGACCGGAAGGCUUGGUCGACUGAAGACCCAUAUGAGCGUCUGCAGAGUGGCACCUUCUGCGCGCUGUGCUUCGCAUGGUCGAACGAGUGCUACUGGCGCUGUGAUGUGUGCAACGAAGGCGAUUGGAUGCCCAUCGCGCCCACGCAGAGUCGCUUCCACUGCUUCACGUGUGUCAGCUCCAUAGUGCCGGACUCGAGGCCCGGAGACUAUGAUAUAUGCGAGCAGUGCUACUACUCUCUGGCCUCAAAUGGUGGCGUCAGCCCAGAGAACGGUCCAUCUGGCUGGAGGCGGUGUCUCCAAGGCCACCGGAUGGUAGUUGUGGGUUUCCAGGACGGCAAUGGUGGGCAGCAGCGCUACACCCUGCGUGACCUCGUUGGCGGCCGGCGGCUGCAGGUCGAGGCGGUCGCGGACGAGCCGAGCCUGCAGCGAUGGGUUUGGUAUGAAGGUGACGACAAGCGAGAGAGACUCGUCGCCAGGGACGUAGCCCAGACGACAGACGCGGGCGACGCAUCUUUCCCGCCGGAUGGCGGGUUUGGCCUGAAAGCGUCGGCGCGGUGGGCCUGGUACCCUGCCCCGGGGAACAGUGAUGAGCUUCUGUUCCCUAAGGGGGCGGAGAUCACGGAGAUCGAGGACGCGAACGGGGAGUGGUAUCAUGGGGUUUACAUGGGUUCCAAGGGCCUGUUUCCGGCCCCAUAUGUGCGGGUACUGGAGUAA